This is a messenger RNA of Rhizophagus irregularis DAOM 181602=DAOM 197198, 875 nucleotides long. Its product is annotated as 40S ribosomal protein eS12. Gene Ontology annotation, molecular function: structural constituent of ribosome. The record is from RefSeq and is a predicted model, not a curated record. NCBI's taxonomy places the organism in Eukaryota, Fungi, Glomeromycota, Glomeromycetes, Glomerales, Glomeraceae. Gene Ontology annotation, biological process: translation. Gene Ontology annotation, cellular component: ribosome; cytosolic small ribosomal subunit.
UAUUAAUUAUAUCAUUUUUAAGUGAGGACGUCUGGAUACCCGUUAUAAAAAACACUAAAAAAAAAUUUAGAAAAUGCCACCCAUGGUAGAAGACCGAGAUGAUGAAUCGGAAGUUGAAGAUGUAGUUGGAGAUGGAGCAAAUCAACAGGAAGAAAUCCUUGUUAGCUCUGACACUCCUGCUAAAGGCCAAAUGACCGUCGAAGAUGCUCUUCAGGACGUUUUAAAGCGUGCUCUUGUCGUUGACGGUCUCGCUCGAGGAUUGAGAGAAUGCGCCAAGGCUUUGGAUAGGCGUCAAGCUUUCUUAUGUGUCCUUGUCGAAACUUGUACCGAAAAAGAAUAUAUUAAACUUGUUGAAGCAUUAUGUAGUGAACAUAAUAUUCAAUUAAUUAAAGUAAGCGAUGCCAAAAAGUUAGGAGAAUGGGCCGGAUUGUGUAAAAUUGAUAGAGAAGGUAAUCCCCGUAAGGUAGUAGCUUGUUCUUGCGUAGUUGUUAAAGAUUAUGGCGAAGAUUCUGAAGCUAGGAACGUACUUUUAGAAUACUUUAAAUCACGUUAAGACUGGUUCAGAAGAGAUAUCUUCGUAUUUGAUAUAAUAUAUAUGAAUUGAAUCAAUAAUAAAUUUGUCAUUUAAAAGUAUUUACAAAAUCACCUCUAUAUUAUUUAUAUAAUAUUUAUGUUAAACAUAUUUAUAUUCUAAAUUUUUAUUUACAAAUUAAGGAGUAUCCUUUCUCCAAAUACUAACUGUGCGUGCUCAUGUAUUGAUACAUUUAUAUCUACAAAAAAAAAGAAAAGAGAGAAAAAAUCUUAUAAAUGUUAUAGUAAUAUAAGAAAUCAUUAGAACAUAUCGUUAGAUUUUUCUUAAUUAAAAAUAAAAAAGA